Messenger RNA from Recurvomyces mirabilis, 807 nucleotides. RefSeq lists its product as uncharacterized. Lineage: Eukaryota; Fungi; Ascomycota; Dothideomycetes; Mycosphaerellales; Teratosphaeriaceae. Gene Ontology annotation, molecular function: oxidoreductase activity, acting on the CH-OH group of donors, NAD or NADP as acceptor. The transcript is spliced from 6 exons. The coding region runs from base 1 to 807 and encodes 268 amino acids. The record is from RefSeq and is a predicted model, not a curated record.
AUGCCGUCCUACGUCGUCAUCGGAGCUGCCCGCGGCAUAGGUUUUGAGUUCGUGAGGCAGAUUGCGGCAGACUCGGCGAACACGGUUGUGGGACUCAUCCGCAGCCAGAAAACAGCCGACGCUCUCAAUGAGCUGGCAAAGCAGAACUCCAGAGUGCACGUUGUGGAGGCCGAUAUAUUCAGCCCGGAGAGCCUGCGCGAGGCGGUCAAGGAAGUCGUGAGGAUCACGGAUGGAAAAGUUGACGUCCUCAUCCACAAUGCUUAUUCCGCUGGGACGUCGAGCAUGUUUUUGACUGCAAGCCAGUUCGCCGGGAAGGAAUCCGAGCUUGAAGCCGAACUCACAGAUACAUUUAAAGCCAAUGUGAUGGGCCCAAUCCUCAGCAUCAACGCCUUCCUCCCACUCGUUCGCAAGGGUACCGAGAAGAAGCUAAUCUACAUCACAUCUGGAGCCGGAGAUGUGGAUAUGACUAGGCUGAGCAGGCUGUCCGCUCAGAUUGGAUACUCGACCAGCAAAGCAGGCGGCAGCCUCGUCAUGGCCAAGUACGCUGGUGAGCUGGCGGAGGAAGGCAUUAAGACUUUGUCCAUCUCUCCAGGAUGGGUCGAAACACCUGCUACCGAGGGUCUCACGCAAGACCAGGGAGUAUAUGAUUAUCUCUUCAACGCCUUCAAGAGGAUUCAGCCCGAUGUGACAGGUAUGAUCAAGGUCGAGAAGUCGGUCAAGGCGCAAAUGGAUCUUAUUGCAAAGCUCGAUGCGGUCAUGAGCGGCAGUUUCCUUAGCCAUCACGGCAACAAGCAAUGGGUGGACUAG